Caenorhabditis auriculariae is the source of this 4146-nucleotide messenger RNA. NCBI's taxonomy places the organism in Eukaryota, Metazoa, Nematoda, Chromadorea, Rhabditida, Rhabditidae. The record is from the annotation of a GenBank genome assembly.
AUGGCGUGGGAUGCGAGUUUCUCCACUUUGGAUGCUGGAGGCUGGAUGGACUCCGGCUAUGGAAACGACCAAGGAGUUUCUAAGGUUUUACAGAGAUCAUCAAGGGAAAAAAAACUAUUUUCUGAAUUUUUAGGACUCUGAACUGUCGAAAAUUGGCGAGCGGCUUCCAGUUCCCGUCACUAUUGCUAAUUUGGCGGAUAGUGUUCACUCAGCCGCGGAUAAAUACGUUUUGGGCACUUAUCACUUCGCCACGGUCAGUUUUUGAGCUAUAAUUAUAAACAAUGAAGUUUAUUUUGAGGUCACAACGAUUGGAAUCGUGAAAUCGAUCCAAGCGGACAGUGCCACACACAUUUAUGUGCUUCAAGAUCCAGAUGAUUACGAUAAGGAGUAUAUCGUCAACAAAUAUACCACCGAUGUUUGUUUUUUCAAUGUUUUCAUCUCUAAGAAGUAUCAAAAAUAUUCUACCUGAAAAUCUUGAUUCAUAGUCUUUUUUAUUGAAUUUUUUUUCAUCAUUAAACGGCCGCAUUUUCCAGGAAUCCGGAGCCGAUGUGUUGGAAGACCCCGUGGCGGAAGGCGCUCGCGUCAUUGCCAUUGGAAAACUUCGUUCUUUCGAUGGGACGAAUUGUAAAAAUCUACAGUUCAUCUGAUUUUUAACAUUUUAAUUUUCAGCAAUCAUGGCGUUCGGCUUGCACGAGGUCUCCGAUGAGAAGGAAUAUCAGGCCUUCGUUUUAGAGGCUCAAAUUGCCGCCAUGUACUUUUCCAAAGUGAAGAUUUUUUUUUUCUCUUGGGUUUUUGAUAAGCUUUUUGCAUUAAAAAAUGAUUUUUUGCUGGUUUUGAUUUUCCUGAAACCGUACGAGAUGAAGAUUCUGAAAGUCCCAACUUCCUAGUAUUUAGCAAAAAAAGAAUUUUCAGCUUUUUUGGAAGAAAAAAGCAUCAGAAAAGUUUUCAGGGCUUUCCAUGACCUUUUUCUAAUCCGAACCGAUUCCAGAACAUUCCCCAGCUUCUCAAGACGCAGAACGUCAAGCAAUUGAUCGGAACUCCCGCCGGAGCGCCUGCUGAUCAUCAGCAACCUGGACAUGUAUUUUAAUGCCGAAUAUAUUUGUUUAUUAAAAUGUCUUGCAGUCGAUGGGAGGCUCUCAAGCUCCCGAAAGGAUUUAUCCACAAAGCGGUCAGCCCUAUGGAGCCGGAAUGAAUGGCGGAGAUUCUUCAGCCGGCGUCAGCAAGCAUAAAUUCCCCGGUCAGAGGGGCAAGGUUUGUGAAAAUUGUCUUUUUGGUUUGACAUAUUCAUAAAUGAAAGCUUCAGAAUGUUUUUUUUUCCAUCAAGAUUUCAGAAAUUUUUGAGUUUUUCAGUGGAAACGUAUUGAGUCAGAAUAUUUUGACGAAAUUUUGAGGUUUUUCUGAAUCUUUUAGCGAGCCCUUAAGUAGUUUCAUAGCCUUUUUAUUGUUCACUUGAAGGGAGCUGAAAUUCCAGACUUUUAUCAAUAUUUUAGUGACCACCGAAGUAGGUUCAAGUCACUUUAAUGAUCACUUGAAAGGACAGACGAGUUUACCCAAAAUUUCAGAUUUUUAUGAGGGAGUUAGUGACCACUGAAGUAGUUUUAGGUCACUAUAGUGUUCACUUAAAAGAACAGAGGAGUUUCGAUAGAAUUUACAUUUUUAUCAGUUAUGUAGUGACUAGAGUUCUCAAAAGUAAAUGUUUGAACGAACGUUCAACCAAACAUUUCCUGAACGUUUAAUGAAUUCGACCAAUUAGUUAAAUUUCACAUGAACCGUUUGUUAAAAAAACUUCAUUUUUGGUUAAAUUUCAUAACUGAGCAUUUAAAAAUGAACAAUUACUUAUUUUUUUCGAAAAAAAUUCUUGGUUAAAAAAAUGAACAUUUAAAUUUCACUUUGAAAUUUUCGGUCGAAAAAAAGUAAACAUUUAAAGUUCACUUUGAAAAAUUUUGGUCAGAAAAAAAGUGACCAUUCAAAUUUCACUUUGAACAUUUUUUUCGAAAAAGGUAUGCAUUUAUUCAUUACUUUAUUCAUUACUAUUACGGCUCUUGGCAGUAUCUGUGUCGGAGUCAAUUCUAUCUCAGUCUUCUCCAAAUGAAAUCUUGAAUCGAUUACUUCGAAAUUCAAACUAAUUUCUGGUUAAAAUUAAAAAAAUCUGUUGGAAAAACAGUGAUCUGGAUGGUGAAGGGCAAAGCUAAAGAUCUAAUUGAAUGAGGAAAAAAAGAAAAGUAAUGAUUUGGAUUUUGGUUCGGAAAAAUCCAGGUUCGGAAAAAAUUAUCGGCCAAAAAAAUGAACAUUUAAUUUUCAAAGUUGAAAAAAAUUUUUUUGUACAAAAAAAGUAAACAAUUAAAAAUUCGUUCUGAAAAAUUUUGGUCAAAAAAAGAACAUUUAAAUUUUACUUUUUGAAAAAUUUUGGUCAAAAAAAGUAAACAUUUAAAAAUUCAUUUUGAAAAAUUUUGUUCAAAAAAAUGAACAUUUAAAGUUCAUUUCGGAAAUUUUGGUUAAAAAAAUGAACAUUUAUUUUUUUUCAGCCAUUAUUUGAAAAAGUCACAAAAUGAAAAAGAAUGAAAGUGAUCAAUUUUGGUAGAUGUUUCAAAAACGACAUUCGUUUGAAAUGUCAAAAAGAAAAUUUUUCGUUUUUGAAAAAUGUCAUUCUUUUCAAUUGGUCAUUUUGAGAACUCUAGUAGUGACCACUAAAGUAGUCUCCAGUCGCUUUAGGGAACACUUGAAAGGGCAAAGUUUUUAUUUGAUAAUAAAAGUGAGAAAUGGUAUUAGUUGACAUAAGAUAAGAUCUGCAGCCUUUUUUCGGGUAUAUGUCAAAUGAGCUGCGAAAAUCGAGCCUCCUCACUGUUUGAGAUAAAACUGCCAGCGAAAAAUGGGCUGCCGAAAAAAUUGCCGGGGAAAAAACAGCUGAGAGAAACGAGCUGCGAAAAUUUUGCCCCCCGUUGGCAGGUUAAUCGCGCGACUGUGCGCUCCACCGACAGCAGCAACAAAAUUUUUUUGAAAAGUCGUUCAUUUCGACGCUUCAUUAUCUUGAAAUCAAGUUUUUUUUCUUUUUUUUUCUAUAUUUAAUGGUUUCAAAUUACAUUGUUGAAUCAUUGAGAGUAAGUUUUGAAACGUCAGAAAAAAGGACAAGACAAAAAUUCAGAAGUGAGAAAAAUGAUAGCUAAGAUACAUAAUUUUUUCCAGAUUUUGCGUUUAAUGAUCAAUUAAAAAAAUUUUAAUUGCGCGUUGCAUAUUGAAAAUGAUGAACAUAACAAAAUAUCAGUUUAUGAAAAAACCUAAAAAAAGAACAAAAAGUGAGCAUGACAGGGUUUCCCGAUGAAAAUUGUCUUCAUCUCUCGUGAAGUUGCGUAACCAAUACUCGAACUUAUCCUCAUCGCAAGAAUUCAAUCAAUCAAUCCACCCUGAUUUCUUUUUAAGCGUCCUGAAACAUUUUUUUCAUUAUUAAAAAUGUUUUUUUCAACUCUUAUAGACUGACUUCGCCCGAUUUCAUUCAAAGCGGAAAAUAAAUAGAACUUUUCUGCACGAGAUCACAAUAAAAUGAAAAAGAAAAUGAAUGAAAACAAAUAAGAAAUAACAAAAAUAAUGAAAAAAAUUUUCCGAAAAUUCAAAAUCUGUCAUCAGCGCGUUAUCGGUGGAGCGCAAUAUGUAGUCAACUAUUUUGCCAACGGUGGGCAAAAUUUUCGCAGAUCGUUUUUCGCUGGCAAUUUUAUCGCUGGCAAUUUUUUCAUCAGCUCACUUUUCUUAGCUCGAUUCUCACAGCUCUUUUGACAUAUACCCCUUUUUUCCUAUUCCAAACAAAGUUGAUCAUUAUUGUCUGUGGAAUCUGUAAUUUUUAAGAUUAUGGACCUUUUGACCCGAGACAAGGCGAAUUUCGGCGAGGAAGGCGUUUCGUUUGAUUAUAUCAAGGAGGUUGGUUUUUGAAAAAAAAAAAAGCGAAAAAUUUUUUUUUCCGAAAAAUAUUGUGAAAACCGCGACGCAACCGCUCCGCUUGAUCAUAUCGGAAUUGUUUUUUUGGUUUUACAGUCCAGUUUUCAGAAAAUCGGCUCAACCAGCACAAAAAGCCUUCAGUCCGACUUGGAGUUCCUCGUCAACGAAGGCCACAUUUACAACACGACCGGCGAUGAUAACUAUGCAGUAAUCGACUAA